Molecule: messenger RNA, 4852 nt
Organism: Coccinella septempunctata (seven-spotted ladybird)
Lineage: Eukaryota; Metazoa; Arthropoda; Insecta; Coleoptera; Coccinellidae
Gene: Pez
Product: tyrosine-protein phosphatase non-receptor type 14
Exons: 13
Coding region: 185-3682 (1165 amino acids)
Biological process (GO): protein dephosphorylation
Cellular component (GO): cytoskeleton
Molecular function (GO): protein tyrosine phosphatase activity
Source: RefSeq, a predicted model, not a curated record
GAUGAAAACUGACACCAGAAAAGAAAACUGGUACGAGAGGGAGUGGAAUGCUAAAAUUUCCUAUUUCAUAAACGAAAAAUAGCGAUGUUUAAAAUAUGAUGAGAAUAUCAAUGAGUUAUUUUCAUAUUAGAUGGGCGUAGAUUAUCUCAGCUUACUCUUUGGUCAUAAUUGAUGAGCUAAAAAUAUGCCUUUUGAAUUGAAGUUGAAAAAAUCUAAACAUUACAAUGUUGUGUCGAAAACAGUGUUUGUUAUAUCAGUGGAAAUGUUGGAUAAUAUCACUGUUGAAUGUACAUUAACUUCAGAAAGUACAGGUCAGGAAUGCCUCGAAAUAGCUUGUCAGAAACAUGGGAUAAUGCAGCCAAUGUUCUUUGGAUUGCAGUAUAUCAGUAGAAAGAAAGAUUCUCCUUGCUGGCUUGAAUUGGACAAACCCAUAAAAAGGCAGCUUGAUAAAUAUGGCAAGAAUCUUUGUGUUUUUAUGCGUGUUAUGUACUAUAUUAUUUCUGGAGUACAACUGCUGAAUGAUGAAACAACAAGGUAUCAUUAUUUUCUUCAACUGAAAAGUGAUAUAGCUGAGGGAAGGAUAGCUUGUAAUCCACAACAGGCUGUUGAAUUAGCGGGUUAUUGUAUGCAGGCUGAAUUUGGAAAUUUUGAUGCUGAAAGACACACUUCAAAUUAUCUAAAGGACUUCCAGCUUUUUCCUAAGACUUUCAAAGAUCCUGCUCUCUUGGAAUCACUCACUGAAGCUGCUAUACAACAGCAUGCAGCUCUAAAUAAUUUACCACAAGGUACAGCUGAAGAAUAUUAUAUUUGUGCCUGUCAAAAACUCGAUGGAUAUGGACAAGAGGUGUAUACGGUGAGGAGUGGACGGACAUCGGAGGAGGCAAUAGUGGGAGUAUCAUUAAUUGGAGUGGGAGUAGAAUACAUUCAAGCCAAGCAAUCUCGUCAUUUCAAUUGGUCAGAAAUCAGUAAUGUCAUCAAUCACAAGAAAGAUUUUACAAUUGAACUGGUGGGAGGUUCAGAAAAAGUCGAGUUUUCUUUUCCUGACGUUGAAAGUGCUAAGGGAUCUUGGAAGUUCUGUGUUCUUCAGCACAUGUUUUACAGACAGCACGAAAUGAGCAUGCAUCCACAAAACGAUUCCGAGAAAGAAGUCACACAGCCUACUUUUCAACAAGCGAGCACAGAGGACAUGUUGAAGCAAGUGGAAAGCUAUGAAGAUAUAACAAACUCCCAUCAUCAUUGGGACCGAGCCAUGUCCGCUCAGAACCUGAAUCAGCGCGCCCAAUCGACCUCCUGUCUGGAUCUCAACAAGCAAACCAACGACAUGGAUCAUCUUCGAAGUCUCCUACCCUCGUAUAGACCGGCGCCCGAUUACGAGACGGCCAUGCAACACAAGUAUAGGAAUUCGUCGGGCGCCAUCCCGUCCAGGGAACCCAUGAAGAUGUCCAACCACGCCGUCUUGUACAGUUCCCAGCCGGAGAUACAUCAAACUGAACUGUUCAGGUAUCCCGAUGUGACCCAUAAUAACGUCGAACAGAGAAAUCUCGCCUCUCACAUGUUCAAUUCGAAUUUUACGAGAUCUCAGAUCCUCGCCACCGAACAACAGAGGAGGAAUCAGGGGGAAGCCGUGCAUUUGUACAAGCCUCCCCCGCCCUAUCCCAGCAACAAGAUCAGCUCCAACUCCACCCCGGAUCUGGCCUGCAUCUCGCAUCCCAAGAGGUUCAAUUCGGUGAUCAACAACAUAGUGAGCGGUUCGAGUCCUGACCUCGUAUCGACCAGCAACUUUUAUCUGAAACAUUACGGUCAAGCGAUGUACCAUCAGGCGCAACCGGUGCACCGAUCCCACAGCUAUCUGCCGCCUCAACACGACACGUACGAGAACCUGGCCAGCAUCUUCAACAACAACAACAUGAUGGGCAGACCGCCGUCGGCGGUGAUCGUCGAGAAUCCCAACGUGACCAAGCACAUCAAGAAGGUGUACGACGAGCACGGCAACAUAAUCUACUGCAUGCCGCCCAACAUGAAGCAGAUCCUGCAGGAGAACCAACUGCCGAGCACGGGAUUCGUGGUGACGAGGAACCAGAACGCGAUGGUCGCCUGCGAUCCUCACCUGAACGGUUCCGCAGAACCGAUCUACGAGAACAUACCGUUGCCGUGGCAGAACGAGGGCGAGGCCAGGGCGAGGACGCAGAGCAUCCAUUCGGCGCCCGAGAUGGGCAGGGUGAUGGGACAGAACGAGAUGGUGGGACAGUUGCAGACUCAAUUUCAACAGAUCAGCAUCGGGAACUCCGGAAAUCCGGACGCUCACAUCGAAACGCUGUACGCCAAAGUCGACCGAAACAGACAACAGCAGCAGCAACAGCAACAGCAAAAUCGCCAGCAAGAACAAACCAGAGGCAACAGCAGCCUGACCAGUCUGCAGGACAGCGGACUGAACCGGUCGAGACACGAGCUGAGGUCUUCGAAUCCCCGACUGAACGACAACGGUAGCGACACCGUGAGCAGAACGAGCACCUUCAUAGUGAACAAGGACUCUCCGACCUCGUCUCCCGGCCAGAGGAAUUCGAGCUACGCGAACAGCAGCCUCAACAGCGCCGACGUUACCGCAACCGAUACCAGCGUCUCCUCCAACUCCAGUUCUAAAUCGAAGAAGAGGAGAUGGGGCAUACUGAUCGGAAGGAGUAAAUCGACGGAGAAAGUUAAGAGCGCCACCCUGGGCAGGGAGAAAAAGAAAGAGGACAAGAGUCAGAGCAAUAACAAGCAUAGGUGGUCUACGGGGUUGCCCAGGUUCAAUCCCCUUCCGCCUUCCAUCAGCAAAGAAACCAUGUGCCUUUUACUGGAGAACAAACUAGCCGAUAGCCAGUUAUUUUUCGAAUUCGACAAGAUACCAAAGAAGAAACAGAACGCCGAUUUCACGACGGCCCUCUUGAACGAAAAUGCCGCCUUUAACAGGUUCAAAGACGUGCUGCCUUACGAGGACAACAGGCCCAGGUUGACGCCGUCCCGCGAUAACAAAUACGGUUACAUCAACGCCUCUCACAUCACAGCGACAGUUGGAAGUAAGCAGAGGUUCUACAUAGCGGCCCAAGGUCCGAAUCGGCUCACCCUGCCCUAUUUCUGGCAGUGCGUUUGGGAGGCCGAAGUGUAUCUGAUUGUGCAACUUACCGAUCUAACCGAGGAACUUGGUUAUCUUCCAGACGCGGGGGAAAGAUGCAUAGAUGUUGGACAGGACUUCCAAGUGUGGUGGGAAUUCAGUCAGACGACUGGUCAUUGCGUGACCAGCAAGAUACGACUGUGUCACGUGUCUUCGAGAAGAUACAGGAUCCUGUGGCAUCUGCACUAUUCGGACUGGGGGGAUCAGGGAUGCCCGCAUUCGGUGGCGCAUUUCCUGGGCUUCCUCGAAGAGAUGCAAUCGGUCCAUCAACACUCGAUGGGCGAGAUACCGCCCGGUCACAACAAGAACCCGCCGAUAUUGGUGCAUUGUACGGCGGGCGUGGGCAGGACCGGCCUGACCAUCUUGAGUGAUCUGCUCUUGUACACCAUAGAUCACAAUCAAGAGGUUUGUAUACCGAGGGUGGUAACUCUUCUACGCUACCAGAGGGCGUACAUGGUGCAGACCAUUGCUCAAUACCGUUUCGUGUAUUCACUCUUGAUACACUACCUGAAACAAACCAGACUAAUCUGAUUGACGCCAUAUUUCUAUCUAGAAUUUAGAAAAAUUUCUUGGUUAUACUUAUUCGUAACGAUUUUGAAUUGCUUUAUCCCAUUGAUUGAAAUAAUUUUUAAAAGAUCUUCAGAAAAUCAUAGUCGUUAUCCUUUAGAGCCAUCGAUGGUGAUGAGUCAUCUUAUGUGCCAAAUUUAGUAAUUAUACAUGUUCAAACUUUUUGAUAGUUUUAAACUGACGAAGGGACUGUCAAAUUUGAAUCUUUCAACUGAACGAAGAAGUAUCUUAAGUGCAAUAGACCACAUCGUUUCACCUUGAAAACACGAUAUUCUUAAUAUGAAUUUAGUUUGUUUUGCAACCAGUAUUUUUUCAGCUUUAACUUGACCAUUUUGAUAUCGUUCUUGGAAAUCACUUUUCUUUGGGAUAGUAACAUAUUUCCUGGUAAAUUUUUUUUUCUUCAAUAAUUUUUUUAAUUUUUUUUUUGUAGAUAUUGAUACUUCUUUAGUGUUUUGUUUUUACAUCUAGAUUUAUUUAUAUAGUUUUCCAUGAAAGUGAUCAAUCAAGUACAUACGUAUAAGAUUAAAAGAAAGUUUAUGUAACCAGAGGUUUUUAUUUGAAAAAAUUUGAACUUGUUUUUCCCGAAAAUACAGACAGCUAAGUUUAUUGACUUUGAAAAAAUAUUGAUUUCCAAAUAUGAUGAACUGUUGAAUUAUUUGAAACGAUUAUAAAGAUCAAGUUGAAAUAUAUUUGUAAUUAACAUUAUCAAUUGUGAAUCUCGAAGAAGAUAAAUGAAAAUAGCUUUAAGAGAAAUUAAUUAACCCAGUGCAGCUUUGUGAAUGAUUUUACAAUAUUCUGUAAUCUCGCAUAAGCUAAUUAUACCGCAGCUUAACUUGAAAUUUAGUUAUGUAAAAACAAUUCAACAUUAUUAUUAACUUUUGAUUGUAUGUCCAUAUAGAUAUGUUAUUUUAAAUGUAUUAUAUUUUUUUUUAAUUUGUUUAUUAAAAACUAUAUGAAGUUUACCAAUAGAAUUUAAAGGCUGUGUAAAUAAAAAAAAUUAAAUUAUAUAUUUAGGUAUAGAUAUAUACAAUGAUGGAAUUGUAUUAUUUUGAUUACUCACAGUGCCUUAACUAGAAAUGAAAGCAAUGUUGUGGAUAAUUACAUAAAUGAUUUUUCAAUAAAUUUUCAAAAUAA